AUGCCGUUCGACGAGAUGACCAUUACGCUAGAUGAUGUUUCGUGUCUUCUUCAUAUACCUAUUCGGGGUGAGCUGGUUGACCCCGAUAAAGUUGUCAUUGAUUAUGAUGCUAUCCAUCUAGUUGUUGAGUUAUUUGGUGUUUCAUUGAGUGAUGCAUCUAGUGAGGUUUCUUCUGUAAGGGGUCCUUAUUAUAAGUUGGAUUGGUUGAAGCAAGUAUUUGAGCAACAAAGAGUUGCUGAUAACUUUACCGGUGCUGUCAGAGCCUACAUCAUGUUGUUGUUAGGUUGUACUAUUCUUGCCGACAAGACUUUAACUCUUGUCAAGGCAAAAUAUUUACCACUAUUGAGAGACUUGGAUGGAUGUGGUAGAUACUUUUGGGGGGCAGCUGCACUGGUGGCUCUAUAUAGAUAUUUAGGAGAUGCUUCAUUCUAUUCAUGCAAGCAGCUUGGCGGUUAUGCGUCUCUUCUUCAGAGAGGUACUUAUGGGAUUUGUGGCAUCGGUAGUCCAUUGGCUAGGGCGAUGAGAUGGGAAUAUAGGCAAGGGACGCAAAAAGUUGAUGAGAUUCGAGCUGUGUUAGAUCAGUUGACCCCUCGUGAUGUCAUUUGGCGGCAUUUUGAGGAUCAUAGGCAGCACCGUUUGUUUGAUGAUAUCUGUUUGUACAGGGGUGGUUUGAAGUGGUAUGGUACUGUAGUGCUAUAUUUAUCUGACAGAUGUCCGCGUCAGUUUGGAUACAGACAAUACAUACUGAUUGCUCCUCCUAAUGUAGACACACUUGAUGUGGAUGUUGAGUAG
Molecule: messenger RNA, 792 nt
Organism: Vicia villosa (hairy vetch)
Lineage: Eukaryota; Viridiplantae; Streptophyta; Magnoliopsida; Fabales; Fabaceae
Product: protein MAIN-LIKE 1-like
Exons: 2
Coding region: 1-792 (263 amino acids)
Biological process (GO): meristem development; meristem maintenance
Source: RefSeq, a predicted model, not a curated record